UACACCAGCCGCCACAUGCGGAGCCUGUUUGCACUGUUGUCCAAAAAGCACAAUAAGGUUCUGGAGCAGGCCACGCAGUCCCUGAGAGGUCCGAUGGGCUCAGAAGGCAACGCCGCACUUCCAGACUAUGCCCAGGAUUUGAAUGUAAUUGAGGAGGUGAUCCGAAUGAUGCUUGAGAUAAUCAAUUCCUGCCUGUCAAACUCAUUGCACCACAACCCCAACCUGGUCUACGCUCUGCUGUACAAGAGGGAGCUCUUCGAGCAGUUCCGGUCCCAUCCGUCAUUCCAGGACAUCAUGCAGAACCUCGACACGGUAAUUGGGUUCUUUAGCGCUCGUCUGGAGCAGGCCGGCUCAGAUCUGUCAGUGGAGCGGGUCCAGGAGGUCAUCAAAAAAGGCGCCGUGGCCCUGCCCAAAGACCGACUCAAAAAGUUUCCAGAGCUGAAGUUCAAGUACGUGGAAGAGGAUCAACCUGAAGACUUCUUCAUACCAUAUGUUUGGUCCCUGGUCUUCAAUUCGGGGGUGGGUCUCCACUGGACCCCCCAAGGCAUUGAGCUCUUCAGCAUGGAUUCCAGCUGACUUCGCUUGUGUGAAUAUAUGUAUGAGAGUACUGGAGGGGAUGGGGGGUACGGCUGGAUGUUUCUGGGGUUUAUAUUUCCGAGUAACGUGUAGCUAUGCCUGAAUGUGAGCAAAUACUUGGCUGUCUGUACGUGGCUUUGGAAGGUGCCUCUAGCUCCAGAAAGUGGAUCACAAGGGUUCAUGUUUCAUUUUUGGCUGCAUCAACCCAGAAUCAUUACUGCACACCGCUUUUCCUGGGCAGACUGAACAUCAGCCACACUUCUGCCGCACUGAGCGUCGGCACUGGUCCAUCUCGAUAGGGUG
Messenger RNA from Paramormyrops kingsleyae, 879 nucleotides. The record is from RefSeq and is a predicted model, not a curated record. Lineage: Eukaryota; Metazoa; Chordata; Actinopteri; Osteoglossiformes; Mormyridae.